Molecule: messenger RNA, 1535 nt
Organism: Hypanus sabinus (Atlantic stingray)
Lineage: Eukaryota; Metazoa; Chordata; Chondrichthyes; Myliobatiformes; Dasyatidae
Product: tumor necrosis factor ligand superfamily member 15-like
Exons: 5
Coding region: 33-677 (214 amino acids)
Biological process (GO): immune response
Cellular component (GO): membrane
Molecular function (GO): tumor necrosis factor receptor binding
Source: RefSeq, a predicted model, not a curated record
CUUUGGAAAGGGCACGGAGGAGGUUCAUUAAGAUGCUGGCUGGAUUAGAAGAGCAUGUGCUACUUAGAGAGUGGCUGGCAAUUGCAGGCAUGUGCAUCUUCAUAUUUUUCUACAUUGAUGUGCUCAAGAAGGACAUAAAUAACCAAGUGCUGAUCGAGAUGAAGAACUUCUCCCUUCCUAGCUUCCAGCCAACAGGAAGUGGUUUAAUUAUGAGAGCACAGAAUCCCAUCGCCCAUCUCACUGCCUUCACAGAUUUCCAGAAUUCCUCCAACCUGCUCUUUGAAACUUCCCUCGGACAUGCCUUCCACACACCAACCAUGACGUGGAAUAAGACAGGUUAUCUGGUGAUUCCUACUAGUGGUGUCUACUUCCUCUAUGCCCAGGUAACCUUCAACUGUGCACAGGAUUGCCUCAGCCACGCUCAUCAGUUCUAUGUCUCCAUUUCCAAGAAAACCAAACAUUACCCUGCCCCAGAGAAACUGCUGAAGAGCUAUGCCAGGCCCCAGGCCAAAGCUGAAGAAUUCUUGAAGAUCUCUACCCUUCAGGCUGGCGCUUUCAAACUUGACGCCGAUGAUCACAUUAAUGUUGAAGUUCCCAAAAAUCUAAUUAAGUAUGUUUCCAUCAAUGAAUGUGAAACCUAUUUUGGGGCAUUCCUGCUUCAACAGUCUUACUUGUGAUAAGCCAGCUCUAACUCAUCAUAGAAUUGUUGCAGCAUAGAAAGAGAUCACCCAACCUAUUAAGACAAUGCUCGACUGAUGCAGUAAUCCCAUCAGUUCCAUUUCCAUCCACCCAGUGGUGUCUACUUCCCUUCAAAAUCCCCAAAUGGUUCUGCUUUCACAUUCAUUUCCGACAAUGACUUCCCAAUUUUGUCUACUCUAGCUGCACAAGCCACCUUGUCUCUUUGCCAAAGCCAUCAAAUCAUUGUCCCUGGUCCUUAACCAAUCUGCUGAUAUAAGCUGCUUGCUACCAUCCACCCUAGACCACAUUGCUAUCAGAUCUCUCCAUCUCUGGUGCAGAGUGAAAAGAAAACAAGCUUCUCCUAUCCAGUAGUGGAGUUAAAUUGCCUAUCACCGAACCCUCGCCGGCAUUUUUCCAUCCUUCCUAGACUUUCUGGGGUUUAUGAAUAUGUUGGUAACAUCUACCACAUUCCCACUAUCAUCCCUCUCCAUUACCUCCAAAAUUUGCUUUUAAGAAAUCCUGUGGCCUUUUCCUUAUCAACUCAAAUUGUUCCAAGUAUUUAAGUAUUGCUUCCAGAAGUUUUCCCACAUGGGGUUGAACUGAAAUUGCUGGCAAGUCCUUCUUCCCCUUUUAAAUUAGGCCGUUCAAUCUACCAAAUGUUGAACUCCUCCUGUGGUCAGGGAAGUGGUGCUGGAUGAGAGGUAGUCACCCUGGGGAAGAAUUCAAUAUGUCUUUUAAAUGUAUUCUGUCUGGUUCAACAGACUUUCAGCCAAUGUUUAGCACAACAUUAUGCUACACUAGCACGUUUGGUAUUUUUGAGUUACACUCCAAUGAGUGAUUUAUUGUUUCAUUUUGUC